This is a messenger RNA of Symbiodinium natans, 3261 nucleotides long. The record is from the annotation of a GenBank genome assembly. NCBI's taxonomy places the organism in Eukaryota, Dinophyceae, Suessiales, Symbiodiniaceae.
AUGUCUACUGUUGCGUGCAAUGGUGAAGAUGCUCUUUUCAUAGGUGAUUGGAAUGCCACUCCCGAAGAGGAACCUGCCCUUGGGCCGCUCCGCAGUGGCAGGCUCCAUCUUGCAGACGAUGUGGCUGGGCCUCUGCAACUGCAAGGACCCACGCGAACAAAUGGAAGGCACAUCGACUAUGCCUUGCACACCAGCAACCUGGUGCCGCGCAGCAAGCAUCAGACGACAGGACCAGCUGACCACGAUUUAGUCGUGUACACCUUCGAAGUGUUUAAUGAGGAGCCCAUUUUCAAGGUUGCCCCCCCACGCAAACUUCAAGCUCAAGUGCCCGUCCAGCCGGACGCAUGGAGUCAGCAUUUUCCACAGGACAGGUUUGACCAGGCACUCUGUGCAAAGGACGUGCAACACGCUUGGGACAUUCUUAGCGAUGCUGCUGAGAGCGUGCUUCAGCCCUGUCAGGGACGCAAGCGUAGUAAGAUCCCCCGACCUACCCAACCCGCCAAAGCCCCUGUAAAGCAGGAUGCACUUCAAAGCGUGCUGGAACGUAGACUGCGCAGGUUGCAUAGGAGGCUGCUGGAGUUCUUGAAAGGUUCUGGCCCUUGGAGUCUUCUUUGCAACAUACGUAACGACCUGCGGAAUCUGUGCCAUCGUUGUCCUGAGUUGUCAGAGUUUCAAGACCUGAACGAGGAUCUUGCGCAUGUCAUCAUGGGAUGCAUACAAAAAGAAAUGCAGGCGGCCAAGCAAGAUCGCCUGCAGCGAUGGCAAACCAGCAUGGAAGAAGAUGACCAAGCUCUCAUACGCUGGGUAAAAGGUGCAGAUGCGUGCAGUAGCCCGGCUGACGAUGACGUCCGGGUGCCUGUUCAUCCACAACUGAAAGCUGAGUUCUUCGCUGAGCAGUGGAAGCAGGUUUGGAACCCCGAUGUCAUUCCGGACCCGGGUGAGGUUAAUCCUUUUUUGGGUUGGGUUCCCCAGGGUGGGUUUAGUUGCCCGAAGCCUACCGUAACGGGGGCUGCCUUGAAGCACUGUGCCUCCAAGACCGUCGGUAAAGCACCCGGCGCUGAUGGAUGGAUUGGCGAGCACUGGUCUUUGCUUCCAAACCCUUUCUUCGACUCGCUGGCUGCGCUAUGGCAGCUCGUGCUUGAAGCGGGCGUUCUUCCUGAGCAAUGGACGCGUGUUAGAUGCGUGCUUAUACCUAAAGACGUUGGUUUCCGUCCCAUCAGUGUGGCAUCUCUUGCCUGGAGGGUGGGAAUGGGUGUUGUUCUUCAGCAAAUGACUUCAUGGAUUGACGAGUGGGCCCCUGCUGAGCUCACCGGAGGUUUGAAGGGUCGCAGCGCCAGUCAAGCCCAUGAGAGUUUGCAUGAGAGUCUGCAAAACAGCACGCUGUUUGGCGCAAAGCUUGACAUUGCUAAAUGCUUCGAUCAUGUGAGUGUUCCGCAGGCCCUUCAUGUGUGGCAGGUUCUAGGUGCACCAGAGUCUGUCACAACAGUGUUAUCCACUUUCUACGCCUCCCAGGUGAAAACCAUGGAAUGGCAAGGAGUUUCCGCCAAGAAUGCUUUUUCUUGCAAGAGGGGUCUUUUGCAAGGCUGCCCGUGCAGCGGUGCCUUGUUAGCAGGCCUGAUGGCCACGUGGGUCCAUCACCUCAAGGCUACGGGGCCAACCGUUCAUUUUUCUGUCUUUGCCGACGAUCGCACGCUUUGGUCCGAUACCUUAGGCAAUCUACAAAAGGCGGUCGCUGAGUCAGAUAUCAUUGACAAGGUUUUCGGUUUUAACCUCAACGGAAAAAAGUGCGAAUUUUUCUGCAAGUGCAGCCGCUCCAAAGCGGCGGGGCUGAAAGCGUGGAGCAUCAGCUCAAACCGCAAAUGGCCGGUGACAGCGCGGUUGCGCCGACUGCGCACUGCAACCAAGAACCAGCGCAGAAAGCAUGUGUGCGUACGGUCCUUGGUGAUCAGCCUUUUCGCUCACACAGGCCCGGAUUGUGAUCCUGAAUAUGCGCUCGACUGCAAAGUCACACUUCACGAGCUAUGGAGACUUCGCUGUGACCUUGCGGGCUUUAAGCAAGUCGAUGAGUUGAAACGCUUGUCUGAUGCUCCUCCCAGACUGCGCUCUGCCCGUUUUCUUGAAGUGCUCAGCAAGUGGCGUUGGCAGGCACUUUCUGAGACUCGGUAUGACACUCCGUGCGGUGAAAUUGACUUGCUUUUCGAUGGAGCCAGGACCGUCAAAGCAGCCAUGCGUGCCGGUUGGGAGCUCAAUCUGUGGGCCAAGGAGCCGCGCGCUGGGCAGGUUGAUCCUGAGCUUGCGCCCGUGAUCAGGCAGCACUGUGCUUGGCUCACAAACAGUAAUACCGCUACUCGUGACCUUUCCAGCUUCAGCGUGGCUCUAGGCGCUGGCAAGGAAGCCCGCAAGCUAGCUAAGCAACUUGAAGUCCCCUUGAUCACCUGCGCAUGCGGUGAACAGUGGCCGACGAGGCAUCAUGUGACGUGGCAAUGUGCUGAAGUGCCCAGAGACACUGAAGCUCCCGAGUUGCCUUCGUGCAAAUCUGAAGAAAGGCUUCUUAUCAGGUGCCUCCCGCGCCCGCCCAGGCCUGCAAACCGACGUGAUGAGUUCUUCGUUGCCAGUCAACAGAUCGUUGAUAUGCUUCGGCGUUGCGCUCCCUUGACUGUUGGCGGUAAAGUUCUGAUGGCCACCGAUGGCAGCUCCAAGGUUCUCAGCGGGCAGAGGCGCGCCGCUGGCGCCUGUGCUUGUGCCCAUGGCUCUCUGUCAUGGGCAAUGCAAGGUUGCGACCAGACAAGCUUCACUGCGGAAGCAGGGGGCGUCUUAAAGGUCUUCCAAGCUGCUCAGGCAGCCAGGGUUUCGGUGUGUCUUCUUUGUGACUGCCUGUCGGUCGUUCGGACUGCAGCUAAGGUCAUGCGUGGAGGUCCCCUGCCUGAUUUUGCUCCAGGCCUCUGGAAAUCCAUUGCUCUCACGGCAAAUGGGGCGGAGAUCCACUGGGUCCCUGCCCAUGGCAAGCAUCUGCAGUGGUUGCCCCCGCACAGCCUCGAUGCGUCAAGGUGUCGCCAGCUCAAUGAUGUGGCGGAUAGGUCGGCGCAGAACACGGCGUCAGAGGCCCUCACUUCGCUGACGUCAUGGAAACACGAUCAGGACCAGGCGGCUGCUUGGUCUCAAGCCGCUCUCUUGAGGCAGCGCUUUGCCUUGCGCUGGUUGGAGAGUCACGCGCGUUCCUCACUGCAUCUCCCUCCCGAUGCAGGCCCUAAUCCUCGUUAA